Molecule: messenger RNA, 444 nt
Organism: Mytilinidion resinicola
Lineage: Eukaryota; Fungi; Ascomycota; Dothideomycetes; Mytilinidiales; Mytilinidiaceae
Exons: 3
Coding region: 1-444 (147 amino acids)
Cellular component (GO): trans-Golgi network
Source: RefSeq, a predicted model, not a curated record
AUGAGUUCGUCAUCCUCGACCUCGUCGUGCCUCGAAAAUGACGCCAGGUCAGACUCGUCGAAGCUACAGCGCCCGAAGCUGGGCAGCAGGAAGUCCAGCGGCACCAUCAUAAUACCGCGCGACAGCCCGCACGUUGAGCUAAAAGAGGAGGAGUACGACGAGAGCGAUGCGCGGACCAUGAGCCCGCGAAGGAGUAGCGAAGAGAUCGAGAAGAUGGGCCAGGAGGCACGACAGGCCUUGAUUGAACAAGCCAAGGCUCUCCAGGCCAGCCUGCUCGAGAUCGUAGACCGUGUCGAGGUUGUCCGGUCUGAACACGAGAAGUUGGAAGGCGGUAACAAAUUCCUACAAUCAUAUAUCGGAGAGCUCAUGCAGACAAGCAAAAUCACGUCGAGCGGAGCGGCGAAAAGCAAAGGCAAAGGAAAAGGCCGCAUUGGUGCAAAAUGA